CCUGAUAUUCAGAGAUGUUGAACACUUGCAACCCAAACUGAAGACAGUAGAGCUGCAGGUGCUAUUGUCUCUGAAAUCAACUCCAAGUAUUUAAUAGCUAAAAGAAAUGCAGCAGAAGCGAUGUUGCUACAGCUUGGUUAUAAAGCCUCCACCCCUCUUCAAGAUCAGACAGAAAAGCCAGGGGAAAACAAAGGCUGGAAUGGCCAAAAUGUUGGGUUUCCUGAGCCAACAAGUAACACACCAAAGGGAAUUCUCCAUCUCUCACCUGAUGUGUAUCAAGAGAUGGAAGCAAGCCACAACAAAGCAGCCCCUGGCACUACUGGAAGCUAUUUGUCAUUCAAAGAAAUGAGCCAGAUUUCUAGCUCUUUCUUCAGCAUAUCUGCUACUACUAAUAGUACAGCUACAAUUGCCAGGGAACUCCUUAUGAAUGGAACAUCCCCGACUGCAGAAGCCAUAGGUCUAAAAGGAAUAUCUCCUGCUUCCCCCUGUUCUGCAGUGCAGCCUUCAAAACUGCUGGAGUAUUUGGCAAGGAUUCAAGGCUUUCAGGUACACUACAGUGAUAGACAAAAUAGCAAAGAGUGUAUGACCUGUUUGACACUGUCUCCUGUGCAGAUGACUUUCCAUGGUAUUGGAAGCUCUAUUGAAGCCAGCCAUGACCAGGCAGCUUUAAGUGCCUUGAAACAGUUUUCAGAACAGGGACUGGAUCCAGUGGAAGGGGCUAUGAAGGUUGAAAAUGGAACACUUGAAAAACAAGUCAAGCAUCUGGGAGAGAAAGCAGACAAUAAACAGACUAACUCAGGCACCAUUGCUCAGGACUGCAAGGAUUCAAAGGCUGUCGUCUAGGAGCUUCCCAGCACCCACUGCCGCCACUGCAUCCUUAUAAACCUGUCAACACGCAAUAGGGUGUAUGUGUACGAUGAAAUGAAUGACUAAUACCAUUAUUUGAGUCUUAUGUGAAGACAACACUAUUCUAACACAAGAGAGAGUAUAAAUGUUACAAAAGAUACUUUUCUGAGAUAUGUACCAAAGCAAUUUUUGAAUCUAUGGGGAUAAGUUUAAAAAAUCUUUCUUUUAUACAUUAGAAAACUAGAUGGAGUUAAGAGAUUUAACAGCUGAAAUUUAAAUACUGUAAUAUAGUACUUGUGGUCUAGCAGCCUUAACCCAUAGCUUGGCCUGCUGAGAUCUUUUUUGUAGCUCAUUGGUUGCCACUUAGUUUCUAUAGAAUUUAAGAUCUUAUUUAAAAAAAAAAUUACUGUUUAGAAUGUCUUUCCAGGGGAAAAUCCCUGUGUGAGGAAAGGAAGUGGAGUUCUGACUCUGAUUUUCCUAAGAAUUGUCUUAUGAGGGGGAAGACAGAAUUUACUUUCCCAGGGAAUUGAUUGGGUUCAGUUCUCUAAACCUGCAGAUCGUGGGAGCUCUAUUGACGGCAACUACAUCAAUAUGGAGGCCUUUUGUCCCUCUGCACUCUACUGGGGCUGCCUAGGAAUGCUGCCCCUAGACACUGAUGGUUGUGGGUCACUGUUGGUCACUAUCUGAGGUUGUAUUAUUGGCUCAACAUUGUCUUUGUCAGUGAUACCCCAUCAGGUUUGAAGAGAUUGUGCCACAGAUACUUCAUCCAUUCCGCACAUGCAAGAAAGCUCUCUCUCCCCUUCCAUGGCCCUAUAAGGAAGAUACCCUGCUUUUGAAAGUGGAGGUGACUAUCCAGCCCAAACUUUCUAGCCCUUACAAAUAUGAAACUGUGCAACACUGUCUUUCUGAGCCUACAGAGAGGGAGCUUGAAACUAUAGCUCUGAAUAAUGGUAGAGAAACAAAUAAAACUAAACACUUGGAAAAUGUUGUGGAUCUACUGAAAACAAUAAUAUUCUGAUUCUUAUAUAACUAUACUUCAUACCUUGAUUACAGUGAAUGUCCAGAAUUCUUUUCCAGGUAUAACACCAAUUAUUAACCCUUUUAUUGCUGAACUGUAUUACUACUUACCAUUUUCACAAAAUUAUCCAGAUAUUGUAUUUACUCAAUAGGGUUGAAAAUCAUAGAAGUUACAUAUGGAAAGAACAUACUGGGUCUGUGGAGCACAAUCCAGGGUCCUCCUCUUCAAUAAAUUUAUUACAAAAGUAUUGACAAGAGUGGAUUGUGGGAUUAGGAGACGGGAGAUGGAUACAUGUGCUGGAUAGGGCAAGCUGAUCCAGAGUCUUCAGCUGCAGUUGGUCGAGGAAGUUGGUGGAAGGCACAUUAUGUGACU
Molecule: messenger RNA, 2236 nt
Organism: Mauremys reevesii (Reeves's turtle)
Lineage: Eukaryota; Metazoa; Chordata; Testudines; Geoemydidae
Product: double-stranded RNA-binding protein Staufen homolog 2-like
Exons: 1
Coding region: 121-843 (240 amino acids)
Source: RefSeq, a predicted model, not a curated record